This is a messenger RNA of Dinoponera quadriceps, 527 nucleotides long. RefSeq names its product cytochrome c oxidase subunit 6A2, mitochondrial-like. The record is from RefSeq and is a predicted model, not a curated record. The coding region runs from base 86 to 400 and encodes 104 amino acids. Gene Ontology annotation, cellular component: mitochondrial inner membrane. Gene Ontology annotation, molecular function: enzyme regulator activity. Gene Ontology annotation, biological process: mitochondrial electron transport, cytochrome c to oxygen. The transcript is spliced from 3 exons. NCBI's taxonomy places the organism in Eukaryota, Metazoa, Arthropoda, Insecta, Hymenoptera, Formicidae.
UUUGGAACGAAGCAGGAGAGUCAGAAACUGGCGGAUAGAGUCUCCCUUUGGGCCAUUUAACAAGAAGAGAAGCAGAAGAGCAACAAUGGCUGCUUGGGCGAGAGUUGGCCGCACAUUUGCCAGAAGAUAUUCAUCUGCUACUAACGCAGAAACGGACCACGCAGGGAAAGGUGCGCUCCUAUGGAAGAGAAUCACGUACUUCGUGGCAUUCCCGGCGAUUGGUCUGGCUAUGUUUAAUUCCUAUUUGAAUCAUCAGGCUCAUCAUAACGAUCCACGUCCAGAAUUUAUUCCGUACGAACAUAUGAGACGAAGAACUAAGCCUUUCCCAUGGGGAGAUGGUAACCACACUCUGUUCCACAAUCCUAAAAAGAACGCUUUACCUAAUGGUUAUGAGGAAUAGAGUUUAAUAUUGUUUAAUUCAUAAUAGUUAUAUUUGCCACUAGCAUUCUAUGUAAUAUAUAUUCUGCUUUGUAUUUCCUUGCGAACACAGUUGAGUCAAUAAAUUGGUAAGGGAAUACAUCAUAAUA